AUGAAAUUUUUCAAUGAAGAAAAGGCAAAGCGAUUCAAAGCUCUUACCUGUCUUCAUAAUGCUGUGAGUAAAGAAAUCUUCACAAGGAUUAUGGCUUGUAAAUCUGCCAAAGAAACGUGGGAUAAAUUAAAAGUAGAAUUUCAUGGUGAUGAGAAGUCAAGGAAGAUGCAAGUUUUAAAUCUCAGAAGGCAGUUUGAAGGUUUGAAGAUGAGAGAAACCGAUACCAUCAAAGACUUCUCUUCUCAAAUUUCAAAACUUGUGAAUCAAGUGAGACUUUUGGGAGAAGAUUUUCCAGAUUCAAGAAUAGUAGAGAAAGUUCUGCCGUGGAGCAAAGACAAGCUUAUAGACAAGAAGGAACAAGUGAAGGAGCUCUUGUUGCAGUUUACAAGGAGAAGAGUCGGGCUAAGAAUUUUUACAGAAACAAGCAAGAAGAAAAAAAAGAAAAAGGGAGAGGCUGGCAAUUCAAUAACUGGCAACAGAACAACAACAACAACAUCUUCACUGAAGGGAAAGAGAAGAAAGAACAUUUUCCUGCUUGCAAAUUCUGUCAGAAAACAAAUCAUCUUGAAGCCUGGUGUUGGCUCAAGAAUGCACAAUGCCGAAACUGAGAUGUAUAACACAGCCAAGGCAAAUGACUCAUCAUGGCUUAUUGAUAGUGGCUGCACUAAUCACAUGACUGCAGAUCUGAGCUUAUUCAAAGAUUUGGAUAAAAGCUAUCUAUCUAGAGUUAGAAUUAGGAAUGGAGACUAUGUGAAGGUUGAAGGAAAAGGAACAAUUGAAGUAGAAACAUUGUCAGCUUCUGAUGGCGUUGCUCUUACAUUAUUUGAUCAAGUAGAACAUAAAGAUGAUGUUGUGUUGUGGAGUGCGAUGGCUUCGAUUUUUGUUAAGAAUGGGAAGUAUAGGGAAGGUAUUGAUUGCUUCAGGAGAAAUGCUGAGUUACAGUGUGGGGGCUAA
Populus nigra (black poplar) is the source of this 954-nucleotide messenger RNA. RefSeq lists its product as uncharacterized. Bases 1 to 954 code for a protein of 317 amino acids. The transcript has 4 exons. NCBI's taxonomy places the organism in Eukaryota, Viridiplantae, Streptophyta, Magnoliopsida, Malpighiales, Salicaceae. The record is from RefSeq and is a predicted model, not a curated record.